UUCCGCAUUGGUGUCUGUCUCGACAAGUCCAGUUAUUUUUUUAAUUUUUAUUUGGUAGCAAUAAAUGUUCGUGUAACAUUUGAAGUCCAAUGGCUACAAAAAUGCUUUUCGACUUAACGACGUCAGGAUACACAUCCAUAAAAAGAACAAUAAAUGCAGAUGAAAAUCGUUUGCUAACAUCUAUUUUUCAUGAUUGUGACACUGACAAGAAGGGAUUCCUUUCCAGAGAAGACUUGAAAUUUGCAGUUGUGUCUUUGUUUGGAUACAAACCAUCAAAGUAUGAAACAAAUGAAAUUCUGCAGACCCAUGGUGACAUAAUCAUUGAUGGAAAGAAAGGCAUAUCUUUGACAAGUUUCCUUGCUGUCCUUGGUCCAAAGUUUGCGAGUCGAGAUGAAGAUGAUGAAAUAAGACAAGUCUUUCUGGCUUUUGAUAUUCAGUGUCAUGGGUUUUUGACGGUUGAGGAUCUGAUGAAGGUGUUUGGUCAGAUUGCUCCACGUAUACCUGCACACACAGUUGCAGCCUCAUUCAGGGAGCUUGAUCGUGAUGGAGAUGGGAGAAUUAGUUACAAAGACUUUGAGUUCAUGAUGAAAUAUGGGACUGACAGCUGAGUGUGCUGGCCGAUGCUGAAAAUGGUUUACGUCCAAAUGAUGGAAUUUGUUACACAGAGUUGAUAAUGAAGUAUGGUACAGACAGCUGAACUAAUUUCUGUUGAUAAAGCUGCAGAUGCUGAAAACAGUUUUCAGUUCAGAUGGAGGACUGAGUUCAUGCUGAAACAUGGUACAGAUAACUGAACUCAUUUCUGGUGAUGAUGCAGAUGCCAAAAUGGUUUUGAGUUAGGGUGGAAAAAUAAGUUACAAAGACUGAGUUGAGAAUGAAGUAUGGUACAUACAGCUGAACUAAUUUCUAAGGUCAUUCAAAAUGAGCAUGUAGUUGUGGGCUUCAGUGUUAUGUUCAUCCUGUAUAUAGUAGAUCAUAGGGGAUGCCGUGUCAAUCUUCUCAGGAUGUAGUUACAGAGAUGGAGUCACAGAGGAGUUGCUAUACUGUCAAUCAAUAAAGAGCUACUUUAUUUAGAGAACAAUUCUGAAAACCUCGGAUCAGAAAAUGAUGUAGACUUGAGGUUGACAAUGACGUUGAAUAGGACACAUAUCAAUUAAAAUGGAAGGUUAAUAAAAUGUUAACAUUUUA
This is a messenger RNA of Gigantopelta aegis, 1185 nucleotides long. RefSeq names its product EF-hand calcium-binding domain-containing protein 11-like. The transcript has 6 exons. The coding region runs from base 90 to 608 and encodes 172 amino acids. NCBI's taxonomy places the organism in Eukaryota, Metazoa, Mollusca, Gastropoda, Neomphalida, Peltospiridae. The record is from RefSeq and is a predicted model, not a curated record. Gene Ontology annotation, molecular function: calcium ion binding. Gene Ontology annotation, cellular component: cytoplasm.